Sycon ciliatum is the source of this 3626-nucleotide messenger RNA. Its product is annotated as fatty-acid amide hydrolase 1-like. Lineage: Eukaryota; Metazoa; Porifera; Calcarea; Leucosolenida; Sycettidae. Gene Ontology annotation, biological process: fatty acid catabolic process. The record is from RefSeq and is a predicted model, not a curated record. The transcript has a single exon. Gene Ontology annotation, molecular function: amidase activity; fatty acid amide hydrolase activity. The coding region runs from base 273 to 2120 and encodes 615 amino acids.
AACAAGUAAAAAGAUUUCAAGAGAUCCUGCUCUUGUCGUUUGUUUGUUCAUGGACAAGCUUUCUGAGCAGUGUGCGAUCAACCAGAACGAACCCUCGAUAAGGCCACUGGCAGGGUGUCCGUCUACCUGCCUAUGUACAGUAUGAGGCAGUAGCCUUUCUCGGUGCGAACUGCGGUGAGUGUGUCCGCAUUUCUCGUAGGAACCCGUUGAAUGUGUUCGUCCGAAUAUUUCCUGACGUCGACAAUCUUUUUGUUAGUCUGUGAGCUACUGUGAUGUCCUCGCUGGUGGAGAAAGGCGCAAGGGUGGCGGGCAUCUCCAGCAGAGAUGUUGCCACUACGGCUGGCCGCCUCGCUGUGUCUUACGUGUGGAGACGGACUUGCUUUGGCUUGUUCUCGUUGGCCAUGGGCUCAGUGGGGUUCUCUUACAUUUGGAGAAGUGCUAUGCUGUACAAGAAUCGCCGCUUGCAUCGUUACUAUGGUCAAGAAGCAUCACGGGCCCGUGAUGCGCUACGGGAAGCUUUAGCAGAUGAGGAAUGGACAGAUGAAGAUGAGGAGCUUGUGGACUUGACUGUGGAGGAGCUGCUUGAGAAACUGCGCAGUAAAGAGAUCUCCUCGGUAAGGGUUGUGCGUGUGUACAUGCGCAAAGCCCUGGAGUGCAGUGCACGUGCCAACAUCAACUGUGUGACGCAGCCUAUACCCGGUGCCCUGGAGCAUGCUGCACGCUGCGACGAGCUGCUCGAGUCUGGACAAACGGCGAGUUUACUGCACGGCUUGCCGGUGAGUAUCAAGGAGUGCGUCAACGUGGCCGGCACCCGCUCACACUGGGGUGUGGCGUCCCAGUGCGGUGACAUCAUCGCAGAGGACUGUGUGCUGAUACAGGUAUUGAAGAGCCACGGCGCCGUGCCGUUCGUCAAGACCAACGUGCCGCAGACCAUGUUCAGCUUUGAGUGCUCCAACCCGGUGUACGGCGCCACGCUGAACCCGCACGAUCCCAGCCGCGGUCCUGGCGGGUCCAGUGGUGGUGAGGCGGCACUGAUGUCGCUCGGCGGCUCUCUACUGGGCAUUGGUACGGACAUAGCCGGUAGCACGCGCAUCCCGGCGGCAUUCAGCGGCGUGGUUGGCUUCAAGCCCACCAUGGGACGUAUCAGCGGCAAGGGCAACGGCUCACCGGUACCGGGUAUCGUCGGCGUGGCGCGCACGCACGGCCCACAGGCACAGCACGUGGCCGGCUGCCGACUCCUCAUGCAGGCACUGUGCUGCGAGCUGGCCUGGCGGCUGGAUCCCACUCUGCCGCCCGUGCCUUUCUUAGCGGAGCAGUGCACGCAGCGGCGGACGCUAAGGAUUGGUUACUACGACGACGAUGGCUUCUUUCCCACCACGCCGGCGUACAAGCGCGCUGUGCAGGAGGCACGCACGGCGUUGGAAUCUCGCGGCCAUGAGCUGGUGGCAUUUCAGCCGCCCAACGUCCAGCGUGCUAUUGAGCUAUAUUAUAGCCUGGUGGGGGCAGACGGUGGUGCGGUGCUGCGCAAAGCUCUGAGGCAUGACGUGCUGGAUGUUUCCAUGCGCUACCUCGUGCGUCUGGCCGGCUUCUCUCGCGUCCUUCUCAACCUGCUGCGGCCGGUGAUCAGGUUCCUGUGGCCCCGUAGCGGGCACUCACUAUGCCAGGUGUACCCGCGACAAGCCGAGCAGCUGUGGUCACUGCUCGCGGAGCGUCAAACGUACCUCAGCACGUUCAGCGAGGCGUGGCGACUGAAACAGCUGGAUGGCAUAAUCUGCCCGGCACACGCCAUGGGCCCACCACCACUGGGCAAGUGUGCUGAGAUGACCUGCUCAUUCUCGUACACUAUGCUUUUCAACCUCCUAGACUAUCCUGCUGGCAUUGUGCCAGUUACCAAGGUAACGACGUUGGAUGAGCUGGCAUUGCGGGAUCACCCGCAGAACAACUACUGGGAUGCGCUGGUGGCCAAACUGUCCGUAGGCACGUCGGGACUGCCCGUCGCUGUGCAGUGCGCUACCAUGCCAUGGCAGGACGAGACGUGCCUCUACCUGAUGCAGGAGCUUGAGACGGCUAUCGCUGCCAACACAACAUCAACCACAGCAGCAGCAACCAGCAAAGCGUAACGCCUGCUCUUCCUUGCUGCGAGCGGAGCUGGAAGCAGCCAUGACAGGCGUGGACGUGCAACACGUGGCCAAGGCUUACAGUCAUAUUCUUGCCGUUGUUGGAACAGUAGAAGACCGUGCGGCGUGCACGUGAACUGGAACCAGCAGAGCGCUAUCCACUCAGUACAUGUACUGCCUUGUGCACUGUGUUCCUAGUAUCUACACUGGUAAGUGCAGCAUACACUGCAGCAUACACUGCAGCAUACACUGCAGCAUACACUGCAGCAUACACUGCAGCAUACACUGCAGCACACAAUGCAGCAUACACUGCAGCAUACAAUGCAGCAUACAAUGCAGCAUACACUGCAGCACACUACAGCCUGAUCCCCUGCCAUCUUGUGAAGGUAUUUGCGGGGACCAUAUUCUUGAUAAAGACUGUCGAGUCGUAACAAACUCACACACGCCUAUCUUCAGAGCUCUACCUGUACACGUGCUGCAUGUCACAGGUAUGUCAUGCUGAUGGCAGACAUACGGUAUGCUGCUCCUGGCCAUUCCUGGCAUUGGGUCACUCUGUGUGUGUGUGUGUGUGUGCGACAGUGUAACACACUUCACAUUCAGACUAGCCUAUACUGCCGCCACCGUGACCGCUAUGCGUAGUUUCAGUCUUUCACUGCCACCGUCGCGGCUAUGCAUAGUUUGCAUCUAAACUGCAGUAUUGCUGCUGAAGAAUGUGCGGAGGUGUGCACUGUGCUGUGCUGUGCUGUCUGGUUUCAUGACCGGCAUCUAGCCAUGCUGUUCUAGACUAAGCAUGCAAAUCUACCCAUGCACUAGUAGCUGUUUCACGUGCAGUUUAUACUGUAUGCCUAGAGCAUUGGAAUUGCUCUCGUCUCUCUUUUGGUAUUUCCCGUACCGUUUGCACUCACGACCUACGAAUUGCAGCCAGCACACUUCAACGAGUCAUUCAGCACUUGCUUAUUGUAUUAAUGAUGCAGCACGUUCGGUGUCAUAGCAGCGCUGUGGUUGCUGCUGCACAGAGAUUAGCCGGUGUCACUGACCACAGUAGAGACAGAUAGAGAGCACUAGUAGUCUGCAUCCAUGCCGAUAUUUCUUGGCAGUUGUAUCAUGCAACAAAUUAGGGUGAUUGCGAGUUGUGCUUUUCUUAUUAAGUUUGUUUUGGCUACUGGUUCUUUUAUAUUACUGCCGUGAGUUUAAACUGCACUAUUAAUGUUUGCAGCAGUUGCUGGACUUCCCGACUUGUCAUGCAGCUUGUUCAACGUAUUCUAUGCUUCUAUCUCAAUUUUAAUGUUCUCAGCCAAGGCAUGGCACCAUUGUGUAUCUCCCCCCCCCCCCCUCACUACCUUCUUGAUACUAUUAUGCUCCUAUAACGCCUUUGAUCUGUGUCAACCUUCAGCUGCUGGAUUCAGUUUGAUGUUUCUGUCCUUGUCCCCUUUUCUUUACAUGGCUUUAUCACGAAUGGCUCCUAGCUUGACAAGCACAUGCGGAUAGAAAUGUAACUUGUUCUCUGCA